GAAAUAAAUUAUUAUCUAUCGCCGCCGUAGGGUGGUUCACGUAACUGCUGGUCGGUUACAGCUUCCUCCAAGUUCAUGCUUCCGAAAAACAAAUCACUAAUCCCUAACUGACAUGGAAAUGGUAACCGGACGAGAGGUUGUGGUUCGCCAUAUGGAUAAGCCAUGUUAUCAACUUUCAUCUCCGCCAGAAUAGAUAUGUAAAUCCUAUCCUAGCCCCCACCUUACCACGCCAAUGUAAAAUCUCGUCAUAGAGCCAUAUUACUGUUACAGGUACCUGUAGGUAAAUGCAGAAAUGUGUGUCUACUGACAGACAUGCCUGAAUUCUGAGAUUAGUCACAAAAGAGGCCCAUACAAAAAGUAGAUGGAGGCUGGCACUAGAGAACAUAAAGUCUUUGCAAUUCCACAGUUCUCCAAUUCCAAAAAUAGAGUUCACAUUAAAAUACAUCACUUAUGACAGUGAGUGCAAACCUCUCCUUUACGGGACAGUCUGUGCCUCCAUAUCGGCAAAAUUCACAGCGCAAUAAACUAAAAGAAAGUGUGAUCUAAAGACGACACCUUAGGAUUCAUUGGAAAAAAGAUAAACCGAAUUACAGAAGAAAAAAAAAAUUAUAACGUUCAAGCGUGCGCGUAACAUUCAAGUGUCUUAGCAAAAAACUCAAUUUCGAAUAUGUGAUGGCCGCGAUUGAUUUAGAUUAUUUUCGAGACAAGCAGGGCACGAUCUGCCAUCGUGCCAGACACCCACGUUUCAGAGAUAAAUAAGGUUUUUAUUUUAUUGAACCAAAUAUCGGGAUAUCUUGGAAAUCAGAGAAAUGUGCCCUACUAAAUUCAUGUAGUCACCGAGAAAAGAGAUAUAGCAUACCUACCCUUUGUUGAUGUCACCAACAUAAGUAGACAACUCAAUACAGACACAUAAAAUAAAGACUGCCAGGGCUAUCCAUCAAUCCCUGGCCUUGACAUUCCUAAUUUGUCUAAAUUAUACUCUGGAAAGCGCAAAACAAAUAUCCCGAAAUUACUGACUAACAAUUUCAAGUUGCAAAAAUGACAUUUUAUAUGAAAAAGGUCGAAUUCUAAAAUAUCCAAAUUCACAGUCACAAUGAAAUACUGUUAGUGAAUCGACUCUGCAAUAUUUCAUACGUUUUAAGUGACCUGAGAAAAUCUCAGAUAUUGUUUUUAUUUCAUACACGUUCAGUACGGCACAGUUCUCUGAUUCCAAGAAUAGCCCCCACAUUAAGAGACAUCAAUUAUAACAGUGAAUGCAACCCCCUCUUUUAUGAGACAAUCUGGGCCUUCAUAUCGGCACAAAAGAGCACACCGGCACCGCACAAUAAACUAAAAAGAAGUGCAAUCCUCAAAACAUCAUCAUUGGACACCCCGGAAAAAAAUAGUUCGAUUUAUCAAAGGAAAUAAAUUUUAUCAGAAUAUCACGCACGUUGCUAUUGAUUUAAAUUAUCAUUGAGACAAGCAUGACGUGAUCUGCCUGCCGUAGUGUCAAACACCCUCAUUCAGAUACAUAUAUUGUUAUUUUUAUUGAAUCAAAUGUCGGAACAUCUUGGAAUUUAAGCACUGUGUCCUACAUACAUUCAAUUUCACAAUAAAUUGAAUGGCGAAAAUCAGAACAUGUCCAGUAAAACAAGGUGUAUUGCAACCUUAAUUUUUACUAUUCAUUGAUUGGCAAUCAUGCAUCCUAAAUAAAAUGGUGCAUAUUUAAUAGUUCUAACCUUAUCUCUAAUUAACAAACCAUACUUUUGAUAUAGUAUUGGCAUUUGUAUAAUACAGUAACAUUAUUGCAAUGGACUUGAAAGAUUGUUUCUUACAAUUUCCUGAUGUGAAGCCUGUGGAUCAUGCUAAAAAUUGUCCAAGAUACACAAAUAUCGUUAAUCGGCAUAAAGAUGAUGGAGUAUCAUUGGAUGAAUUAGAUUCUUUACAAAUGGAGUUGGAACAACUACUUGCCGCUGCAUCACAAAGGAUGAGACAAUUGAACUCGGAGAUUGGCAUAUUGUCAGACCUACAAGACAAUAAAAAAGACAAAAAAGUUUCCAGAGGCAAAGAUACUGAGCAUAAGCGCUCUCGAAUAGUUGAAGAUCGUCCAGUCAAAAAGAUGAAAACAUCAGACUCAUCAUCUCAUAUUCAUGCUAUAAAACCCUUAUUUCAUUUGAAUAGUUCAACGUCAUCACCAAGUGGUGCUGGCAGGUCGAAGGCAAAAGGCUCUCGCAUUGAAACAGAAACAAAUGACGAAUUACCCGUUUUACAAAGGAAUGCUGAAGUUCCUAAUAAGUUUUGGCAAAUGGUUGAUACAUACUGUGGGCCCAUACCACAAGAAACAAUUUCGCUUUUAGAGAAAAUGGAAAAACCAAUUUCUGAGGAAUAUUUUGAAAUUCCCCCUCUUGGCAAACAUUUCAGUCAAGUUUGGGCAGAAGAAGAUUUGGCAAUGGAGGAAAAAGAAGGGGGUAGAAUUGGAAAAAAUAAUAGUAAUACUGAGUCAUCUAUUCAGAGGAUAAUGAAAAAAACAGCAGAAAAUUUGAAUGAUGCAGAACCAUGCCCAUAUGGGUCACUUACCCAGCGAUUGGUUUCUGCUUUCGUGCAAGAAAAUAUAAUAGCGCCACUGGAUUCUGGUCUUGCCAAUGAUGGAAAAGCAUUUGAAGCUCUUACGAACAAUGACCAAAAUGUUGCUUCCAAAAAUGGCAAGGCAUCUAGUUCUCCCCAUACCACAAAACUGGAGGCCCGAAUAAAGGCUGAACUAUAUGAACAAGGUCUUAUUGAUCAUUUUUCUGAAAAUGAUAAAGAUGAAGAUGAAGUUCUUUUGGAACUGAAACGAUGUCAACAAGAAUUGAGGGCAAUAGGUGAUAGAAAUAGGACAAUUGUUUCACAACUUUUGAAACUUUCCAGAGAUGAUAUGAAAAAACAAGAAUUGAGAAAAAAUAUUGAAAUAACAAACAUUGAAGUUACUGAACAUUACAGAAAGGUUUUUGCUGCUCGACAGAAAAAAAGAAAUUUGAUGAAAAAGGAAAAAGAAAGUGCAUUGAAAGCUAUAAAAGAACGAGAAAGUUUGGUCAAACAGUUAGAACAAUUGAACUGAUUUAUAUUCAACGCACAGUUACAGAUUAUAAGUUUGGUUUGAAUCUAAUUGGACUCGUGGUAAACAUACCCAUGCACACAACCUCUAUCGUGUAUGGGGAUGUUGAAAUAUCAAUACCGGUAAUUAGAAUUCAAUUAAUCUAAAUGGUCUAUUUUUACAAUAACGUGUUUCAUAUUUUAAACAAUCAUGACAUUUCCCUGACAAUGGUAAAUUUUUUGAGUAAUCUUAUAUGCAUUUUGUUUAUCAAAACUAAACAUACCAUGGUCAUUUUGAAUAGAUGCUGAGUAAUUUGGUUUGUCAAUUGUUCCUGCAAUAUCUUGUAUCACAACUUACGAGUUGUAGUUUAAAACCCUAAUUUGAAAAGACAUGAGAACUCAUUAAUAUGAUAUUAUGUGAUGUGAGUAUGUAUUAUUUUCUAUUACUGUUGUUUCUCUAUCU
Messenger RNA from Styela clava, 3514 nucleotides. RefSeq names its product transcriptional adapter 3-like. Gene Ontology annotation, molecular function: transcription coactivator activity. Gene Ontology annotation, biological process: regulation of transcription by RNA polymerase II. Gene Ontology annotation, cellular component: SAGA complex. NCBI's taxonomy places the organism in Eukaryota, Metazoa, Chordata, Ascidiacea, Stolidobranchia, Styelidae. The record is from RefSeq and is a predicted model, not a curated record.